Messenger RNA from Radiomyces spectabilis, 1164 nucleotides. RefSeq lists its product as uncharacterized. The transcript is spliced from 4 exons. Gene Ontology annotation, molecular function: DNA-binding transcription factor activity, RNA polymerase II-specific; RNA polymerase II cis-regulatory region sequence-specific DNA binding. NCBI's taxonomy places the organism in Eukaryota, Fungi, Mucoromycota, Mucoromycetes, Mucorales, Radiomycetaceae. Bases 1 to 1164 code for a protein of 387 amino acids. Gene Ontology annotation, biological process: cell differentiation; anatomical structure morphogenesis; negative regulation of transcription by RNA polymerase II. The record is from RefSeq and is a predicted model, not a curated record.
AUGUCUUACUUUGCCACCACUACUGCUUUGAAAAAACCUUCAAUUGCUCCGAUGUCUCAAACAGAAUCAGACCAAUGCCAACAGUUUUCUGUUCCCACCCCACCACCAUCCGCUUCACCAGUGGAAUUACCGCCAAUUUUGGAUAUUUGCGAAUCAUCGCCUUCCUCUACGACGACGGAUAAUAGACCACCGUCACCUGCUUCUUCUGAGGCCAUGGCGACAGAUGACUUGAGUUCAUCUACUUCCACCAUGAGCGGACCGGCGCCUUUUCUUGAACCUGUUCCGCAACUCUAUACCUAUGUUUCGUCUAUCUUUCGGCCUCACUUUACUUCUGACUUGAAAGUGCAGUACGUUUGGCCACGUUCGAUGGAUCGGCGGGCAACGAUCCCCUCGGCCGUUCCUUUGCAUGUCCCUAUACCACGACGCUUAUCUCAACAGCCACCGUCAUCGAUGCAAAACAGGGAAAAUGGAUUAGCGUUGAUCCAACCCAAAAUUCCGGUGAUACCGAGCGCUGAUGCCGAAAUGGUGGAAAAGCCCCGUAGUUUGCGAAAAUCGUCUCUCACUAUCACUAUCACGAACAAGCCUGUAGCCAUCUUACCCCAUACCGGCAACGAGGAUAGAUCCGACUCUGUCAUGAAUAGUACGGUAACGUCUACGGAGGAUGAUGACAGUGAUGACGAUCAUAUUGCUGCCGAAGCCCUAGCUUCAGCCUCCGCAGAUGCACACCGCUCGCUUUCCGGAACGACUUUCAUGGUUCAUGGGAAAUCCCACUCUAGCACGGCCGGGCCUAGCAUGUUUUUGACAAAAAAUGCGCAUAUUAAACGGCCUCGCAACGCUUGGAUCCAUUUCCGUUGUCACUACGGACAAGCACUCAAGGCUCAAGACCCUACCCUUCGUGCUGAAGAAAUUUCAAAACGUGCUUCGCGCCGCUGGGCCAAACUGACGGAAGUCGAAAAGCGACCGUGGCACAAACUAGCGGACCAGGAAAAGCAGGCUCACAAGGAAGCAUUUCCCGAGUACCGUUACUGCCCCAAACGUGCAUCGUCCAACUCGUCCAUUUCAAGCAACAGCACGUCAACUUCAACACCAGAAGGCAAUUACCGAUUGUCACGUUUGGAUCAAUCACGCAGUAACAAAAGGUUGAAGCGUCGAGCCGCCAAAUAA